This is a messenger RNA of Staurois parvus, 315 nucleotides long. Lineage: Eukaryota; Metazoa; Chordata; Amphibia; Anura; Ranidae. The record is from the annotation of a GenBank genome assembly.
AUGGCGGCCAAUGCAACCACCAAUCCGUCUCAGCUACUGCCGCUCGAGCUGGUGGACAAAUGUAUAGGAUCCCGAAUUCACAUCGUCAUGAAGAGCGACAAGGAGAUCGUCGGCACGCUGCUGGGGUUUGAUGACUUUGUCAAUAUGGUCCUAGAGGAUGUCACAGAAUUUGAGAUCACACCUGAGGGAAGACGAAUUACAAAACUCGAUCAAAUUCUGCUAAAUGGAAACAAUAUAACCAUGGUAAGUUACCAAACUAUUAUGGGGUUAUUAACUAAAACUGGAGAGUGUGUAAUCUGGUGCAGCUCUGCAUAG